Molecule: messenger RNA, 1638 nt
Organism: Dentiscutata heterogama
Lineage: Eukaryota; Fungi; Glomeromycota; Glomeromycetes; Diversisporales; Gigasporaceae
Source: the annotation of a GenBank genome assembly
AUGACUGUAGUUCUUAGAUCUCUCAAAUUCUUAGAGUUUAAAAUAUCUACCUCAGAAAAAAUACCGUACUCUUAUUUUAAAGAGGUUUCAGCUCAACAUUGGCAACUAAAACAUUAUCUGAGCUUUCGUUUAAGAAAUGACGAACCUAUUUUGUCGUGGUCUACAAUAUACAACGAAUGGCGACAGUCUCUUGAAUUUAUUUCUAAAAACUUGAAUAAAACUAUUCCAGGAUGUGUGUCCAGCUUUUGCGUUGAACUACUAAAAAUUUGUGACACUUUUGAAGGUGCCAUGGUUCUCCGAGGCUGUGAGAAGUUUUAUGAAGAAUUUUAUCAACGAAGUAUUGAUCUGCAAAUUGCUGAAAGACGUCGACUCUUGGAAACAACAAUAUUUUCGGAACAAAAGUUUACGGAAUUCUUACAAGCAUCGGGUCAAAAGCGAAUAGUGGAGGAUAUUGAAGAAGCCGCAUCGUCCAAUGAAAAGCGUGUUUGUCAUAACGUCGUGCCUGAAUUUUCCCGAAAUUGCGACAUAGAAGAAAAUAAAAACAACGAGGAGUCUGAUUUAUUUAACAAUCAAGAAGGAGGUGUUGAAUAUGACACCGAAGUUAGAAAUCUUUUGAAUGAAUCAGAGACCUGUUCACAGGAACUUAGCACCAUUCUAGCCGCUUUUAGAACCUAUCAACAUGAAGCAAAGAAUAUUAUUUCGGAAAAUGAAAUUAUGGAUUUAAGACCAUCUUCUGAAUUUGUUCUCUUGUACCUAAAAGAAGUGGAGUAUGACUUGUUAAUCGAAAAGGUUUUUGAGCCUAUUGACAAAAUCUUUCCAAAAGAGGCUGAUGACUUUCUAAUCGAUUUCUUUUCAGAGGUAACUUAUUUAGUGCUUCGUUGGCGGAUUGUAAAUCAUAUACCAUCGUAUCAAAAACUAAGCGAACAACAAUGGGAGGAUAAAAUCGAAAGCUUGAUGGAAGAUAAUUCAGGGCAAAAUAAAUUUAUAAUAAAGUUAAAAAGAUUAAUAAUAGAAACGUUACCGAUUUUCAACAAUUAUCCAUAUUCUUGCAGAGGUGGCAAGGCUAUCAAAGCCUCUACGUAUCGAAAAACCAUGAUGAACCAGAAAGGAAGCGCAGAUCGUGCGGAUGGGAUAGCAUACACAUCCAACCAACAAAAUUCUUAUGAAAUUUCUGUUACUGAGGGGAGCCGGUCAUACGUUACGGAAAAAAACAAAGAAAUUUGUGAUUUCAUUCAAAAUGCAAGAGCGGCAAAGGAUAUGAUUAACUUUGUUGUAACUAAGGAAGUAUUACAUAAACGACCACUUCCAGCAUAUUUUCGAACAUUCAUGGUCCAAGUUUUCGAGUUUAACUUGCGGUUCUAUUUUAUGGAAUAUCUUGCUCAGUAUUGUAUCUUCGAAAUUGAAACAUGCGAAGUACCUACGGGAUGGAAGGAAACCCUGCAAUUUUCCUCUUUUUAUCGCGCAAUUGUAACUUGGGCACUAUUGGUAGGAGAAGCCGAUAAAAAAUUUCAAGAAUCAAGGAAUAAAAGGAGUUCACGUCUAAGCAAUUCUCACAAUAUACGAAAAUUGCUAAGGCUUUCACAUAAUGACGAUCGGGGCGGUACAAAAAAAGACAUGACGAUGAAUAAGCUUUUCUAG